Messenger RNA from Hyaloscypha bicolor E, 1854 nucleotides. Its product is annotated as trichothecene efflux pump. Gene Ontology annotation, biological process: transmembrane transport. Lineage: Eukaryota; Fungi; Ascomycota; Leotiomycetes; Helotiales; Hyaloscyphaceae. Gene Ontology annotation, cellular component: membrane. The record is from RefSeq and is a predicted model, not a curated record. The transcript is spliced from 8 exons. Gene Ontology annotation, molecular function: transmembrane transporter activity. Bases 1 to 1854 code for a protein of 617 amino acids.
AUGGCAGACCAAAUUGCUCAAAAAGAAACUUUGCAAGAUGCUCCAGCGACUCACCAUCCUCAUAUACCUCAUAUUACCCACCUUACCCGCAUCCCUCCUGCACAAAAGCGCGAUGAUACCGGGCAUCAAGAAGAUGUCAAGUAUGCUCAUCUCCUCGCAAAGGAGGAGAGCGAUAUUCCACCCGGAUACUUCAGAAGCGUUCGGUUCCUUGGCACAAUGAUCUCAAUGUCACUGACAGUUGUCUCAUCCUACUUUGGAUUUGCUGUCCCUGCCUCCGUACUCACGUACAUUAAUCUCGACAUUGGUCCUAGUCAAAACGCAAGCCUGUUUGUCAUUGUCUGGACGAUGUGCAAUGCAAUCAGUCUCUUGAUCACAGGGCGUCUGUCGGACAAGUUCGGAAGACGAUACUUUCUGCUCUUUGCUGGAGCCCUGGCCGUGAUUGGCGGGAUUGUUGCUUGUACUGCAAAGACGAUGAAUACUCUGAUUGGUGCCAACGUUAUCAUUGGUAUGGCUUCAGGUGUACACUCUUCCCAGUCAUUGUUUACUGGAGAGCUUAUUCCACAUCGACAUAAAUUUAUCGGCAUUAUGUUGAUUUUGAUUCCUAUGGUGACCUCCACUGGGCUCGCAGCUUACAUAGGCAGAGCGCUUGUCGAGACGCGUAGCUGGAGAUGGAUAUAUUAUAUUUACAUCAUGAUAGUUGGUUCUGGCUGGGUAAUACAGAUCGUCAUGUACCACCCGGCUUCAUUUGUUCAACUCCACGGUGGCUACCGAUCAAAGGCAGAAGAAUUCAAACGCGUAGAUCAUUUUGGUCUUCUCUUUCUCAUUUCCGGGCUCACAUUAUUCUUGCUUGGAGUUUCGUGGGGUGGAAAUCCUCAGCCAUGGACCUCUGACAAAAUUCUGAGCUUGAUCAUCACUGGUGGAGUAACCCUCAUUAUUUUCGGCGUCUACGAGGCCUAUACAUCUAGUCCGAAUCCAAUGGUCGACUUAACCCUGUUCAAGGACAUCCGAGGAUAUUUAUGCUUGAACAUCGUGUCCAUGGCUGCAGGUGCUAUGUAUAUUGCACUGAGUGUCAUAUGGCCUCAACAGGUGUUCUUAGUAUAUAGUCCUUCAACCUCUGAGUGGCAAUCUCAGGCUUGGAUGAGCACCACAAUCGGUUGGGGAAUCUGGGGUGGAAUCGUUCUUCUCUUCCCUCUUGUCAAUAUCGUCAAGCAUGUACGAAGGCAGAUUUUAGGCCUUCUUAUCUUGUCAGUCAUCUUCACUGCUGCAUUAUCUCAAGUUGGACCAGGAGAUAAGAAACAAGCAAACGCAUUCUCGUUCUUGACUGCUCUCCCAAUCGGAUGGCUUGAAACAGGCACAACCAUCAUUGUGCAACUCGACGCUGCUGAUGCGGAUGUUGGGAUGGUUUAUGCUAUUCUCUCCAGUCUCCGCUCCAUCUCCGGCGCCACCUUCACAGCUGUCUUCACCGCGAUCCUAAACUCCAAAGUAAAGUCCGGCAUAGCCUCACAGGUCCCUAUUGCAGCAAUGGCAGCUGGUCUUCCAGAGGCCUCUUUACCCGCCCUCUUUGGAGCCAUCGCCGCCCAGUCUACCGCAGCAUUUGCAGCCGUUCCCGGCUUCACGCUUGAGGUCGAAGCCGCCGUCUCAAGCGCCCUUGUUGAAGCCUACUCUAGCGCCUUCAAGUACGUGUAUUAUACUGCACUAGCCAUUGGCAGCGUGGCAAUCAUCGCAGCGGCGUUUUUGAAGGAUUAUGACCCUCUGAUGACAGGACAUUUGCCUAAGCAGGUUUAUGCCUAUGUAACUAACAAGAAGAAACCGGAUAAAAUGGAUACAACAGCAUUCGAAGUUACGCAGGAAUAG